Entrophospora candida is the source of this 828-nucleotide messenger RNA. The record is from the annotation of a GenBank genome assembly. Lineage: Eukaryota; Fungi; Glomeromycota; Glomeromycetes; Entrophosporales; Entrophosporaceae.
AUGGCUUCUUCUAUGGAAAGGGUUAAAAAAGUUGUCAACGAAAAACAUGAACGUAUUUUACUUGAAUUGACAAAACAAUCAGGAAACGAUGUAUGCGCUGAUUGUGGCUCUAAAGGACCACGUUGGGCAUCUCAUAAUAUUGGAAUAUUUUUAUGUAUACGUUGUGGUGGUUUGCAUCGUAAAAUGGGAACUCACAUAUCAAAAAAUAUGCGACAAUGGGGAAAUUUAAAAGCAAAUUUUAAAUGGAAUCCUCAUCCUGAAAUUCACCCUGCUCCGGUUAAUGCUUCUGAUAGUUAUAAUAGCAAUAACAACAAUAAUGAUCAUGCACCAAAUUAUGAUAAUUCACUUCGUCAACUUAGAGAUAUGGGAUUCACUGAUAAUACUAAGAAUCGUGAAAUAUUAAAUACAACUAAAGGCAAUCUUAGUUCUGCUAUCGAGAUAUUAGUUAGAUUACCACCUCCUAGUAGUAGUAAUAGUACUGCUGGUGAUUCUAAGAAUUCCAUAUCAAAUACAACAACAACAACAGCUACGUCAAAAUCCAGAAUUUCAACUAAUAGCAAUGCUAGUAGUAAUUCUUUAUCAUCAUCUUCUUCUAAUAUUGAUGAUAAAUUGGUUCAAUUAUGGAAUAUGGGAUUUCAAGAUGAACCCAAGAAUCGUGAGGCACUUCGUAGAACAGGUGGUAAUUUGGAAGUAGCUGCUGCUUUGUUAUCUGAAGCUCCAGCAGCAGCAAGAGCAAGAAAGGCAAAAACAAUUACAAUUACAGCAGCAGCAAGAGCAAGAAAGGCAAAAACAAUUACAAUUGCAGCAGCAGCAACCAGUAACAAAUAA